AUGGCCGACGAUGGCGGCCCUGAGGAGGCACUCAGUCCGCGGGGCUCCCCGAGCCGGGCGCCGCAGGUUCGGCGUGCGGUCGGGGCAGGCGGCGGCGGCGGGGAGACCCCGCGGACAGCGGCGCUGGCGCUGCGCUUCGACAAGCCCAUCAAGCAGGCCUUCUACAACACCGGGGCCGUGCUGUUCGUGUGCCUGUGCUGCGGCGCCGCCGUGCUGGUCUACUUCAUCCUGGAGGCCUUCCUGCGCCCGCUGCUCUGGGCGGUGCUGUGCGGCACCUUCCUGCACCCCUUCAAGAGCUCGCUGACGCGCCUGGGGCGCCACUGGCUGCAGCGCCUGCACCGCGCGCACACGCCCAUCGUGUUGGCCGCGCUGCUGCUGCCGAUCUGCUUCGCCGACUAUGGCGUGGAGGCCCUGGGCGAGCAGGCGCUGCGCCGCCGCCGCCUGCUGCUGCUGCUGGGCGCCGGCGGCCCGCUCCUUUACGGCCUUUACAGCCUGGGCAGCUACCUGGGCGUGCAGGUGCUGCUGGCGCACGCGGGCGCGCUCAUCUGCCGCGGGCUGGACUACUUCAACAGCCUGUGGAUCUGGACCUUGGUAGUUGGCUAUGUGUUGGCUGUUUCAUUCAAGUGGAAUGCAAGCACUGAACGCUACUUGAGAGCAAUGUCAAUUCCUGUCUGGAUUAUAUUGCUUUUUCAUUUAGCAUCCUUGGCUGGCUCAUGGAGAAUUCCAGUAUUCCUGGUUAUUGUUUUCCUGAUGUCUGUGGGCACCCUCUAUGAAAAACAGAAUGGAAAAGAGUCUUCUGGAGCAGAGUUACCGGGACAAGUCAUCUCUAUGGCAGCUUCUACUCUAGCGACCUUGGCCAUCUCUAUCACAGGGUAUGAAUCGAGCACUGAGGACCACACCGCUACCCAGCCUGCAGAAACCAUGGACAGAGGAGAACCCCCUCCAACACUGGCCUCAGCUUCUUCACCCGCCUCCCCUUCACCCACCCUGGGCAGACAGAGACCUGAAGUUGGCACGUUUCUUAGGAAGAAGAAAACUAGUGACAUAUACUUCGUGUCUCUCCUUUGGGCCAUCGUCGGAGUCCAGAUCUGGUCCAACCUGUGGAUUGUACAGUUGCUGCCAGUGCCUAUUGCAGUCUGGGUCCUCAAAAAGCUUGUUAUUCACUUUGGCGUUGUGAACUUCCUGGAGAAGCGCUGCGCUCUGUGGUGGCAGGUGAUAGAGCACUUCCUGAAGGAGCGGCAGGAAGCCCUGGCCCCGUGGCCGAUUAUCGGGCUCGGAAAAUUCUUGCUAAAGGUUGAUAGCAAGCUCUGGCACUGGCUAAAUAAGAAGAUGAUCAUCUGGUUGGAGAAGAUGUUAGACAAAAUAAUUAGCAUUUUCAUCAUAUUUUUGUUAGUGAUAGGAACACUUCUUUUAGCCCUACUCCUGACUGCAAAGGUACAUCAAGAGAGUGUACACAUGAUUGAAGUCACAAGCAAUUUGAUUAAUGAAACUCUAGCAAAUCAUCCCGAGUGGGCAAAUUGGCUUCCUGAGGCUCAGGUUGUCCAAAGAGCCCUUAAUUCUGCAGCCAACAAUGUGUAUCAGUAUGGACGAGAAUGGAUAACCCACAAGCUUCAUAAAAUUCUUGGAGAUAAGGUGAAUAAUACAGCUGUAAUUGAAAAACAAGUAUUAGAACUUUGGGAUAGGCUGUAUCAUUCUUGGUUUGUAAAGAACGUAUCGCACUCUGGAAGGCACAGAGGACACAAGCUGCACAUAAGUCGUCAGAAUAGCUGGCUGGGGGACAUUCUCGACUGGCAGGAUAUCGCUUCCUUUGUCCAUGAGAACAUUGAGACCUUUCUUUCGAUCUUAGAGUCUCUGUGGAUCGUCAUGAGCCGGAACGUGAGUCUGCUCUUCACCACCGUCACCACGCUCCUGACCAUCCUCUUCUACAGCGGGACUGCCCUCCUCAACUUCGUCCUGUCGCUGAUAAUUUUCCUGACCACACUAUUUUAUCUGUUAAGUUCCAGUGAUGAGUACUACAAGCCCGUGAAGUGGGUAAUAAGCCUGACACCACUAUCUCAGCCAGGUCCUUCUUCUAAUAUUAUUGGCCAGUCUGUGGAAGAAGCUAUCAGAGGGGUGUUUGAUGCUUCCCUCAAAAUGGCUGGAUUCUAUGGAUUAUAUACCUGGCUGACUCAUACUAUAUUUGGCAUCAAUAUUGUCUUCAUACCAUCAGCCUUAGCAGCAAUCCUUGGAGCAGUGCCAUUUCUGGGCACAUACUGGGCAGCAGUACCUGCAGUUCUUGAUCUGUGGCUUACCCAAGGCUUAGGAUGCAAAGCCAUCUUACUGUUGGUUUUUCAUCUCUUGCCAACCUACUUUGUAGAUACUGCCAUCUACUCUGAUAUAUCAGGAGGUGGCCAUCCUUACCUGACGGGCCUGGCAGUGGCUGGUGGCGCGUACUACCUGGGCCUGGAAGGAGCGAUCAUUGGGCCCAUACUUCUCUGCAUACUCGUGGUUGCUUCCAAUAUCUACAGUGCCAUGCUAGUGAGCCCCACGAACUCCAUGCCCACACCCAGCCAGACCCCGUGGCCUGCUCAGACUCCGCGGACUUUCCGUGACAUUUCUGAAGACCUGAAACCUUCGGUAGACUGA
Rangifer tarandus platyrhynchus (Svalbard reindeer) is the source of this 2625-nucleotide messenger RNA. NCBI's taxonomy places the organism in Eukaryota, Metazoa, Chordata, Mammalia, Artiodactyla, Cervidae. The record is from the annotation of a GenBank genome assembly.